Molecule: messenger RNA, 2424 nt
Organism: Alternaria postmessia
Lineage: Eukaryota; Fungi; Ascomycota; Dothideomycetes; Pleosporales; Pleosporaceae
Exons: 8
Coding region: 1-2424 (807 amino acids)
Biological process (GO): protein dephosphorylation; DNA damage response
Cellular component (GO): nucleoplasm; protein phosphatase 4 complex
Molecular function (GO): protein phosphatase activator activity
Source: RefSeq, a predicted model, not a curated record
AUGACUGUCCUAUCCGAGGACGACCAGUCGCGACAACUGCUCGAAACGCGCAUUUCCAAAGAUGACGGCUACCAGAAACAACAGGACACACUCAUCGUUUGGACCGAGCAGAAUGGCACCGACAUGGCCCUCAGCUUCCAGGAGCCAGAGGGCUGCGCUAGCAUAUGGGACUUUGUGAACGAAGUCCAAUCGCGGCUGCAAGCACUCGCUCAGGACGAUGGUCUUUCAGACGACAUCGAUCACAUUAGUCCCAUAUUACUCCCGAGUCCCGAUCUUGGCAACCUCCACGAAAUCGAGAACCACAUGCGCGCUGCCAACUCGACGCCGGGCGGUCGUGAAGCCUUGGCCAAGUUCAUACUCGCCCAAGAUUACAUACCAAAACUCAUCCCACUUGUAGACAUGGCAGAAGAUCUCGAAAGUGUCUCGGACCUACACCGCUUAUGUAGCAUCGUGAAGAUGCUCAUCCUGCUCAACGACACCGCCAUUAUCGAAUACGUUGUAACAGACCCGGUGGUUCUGGGAGUCGUUGGGGCAUUGGAGUACGACCCAGACUUUCCUCUACACAAAGCCAAUCACCGACAGUACCUUGCCGAUGAAUCCAAGUUCAAAGAGGUCGUACGGAUAGAGGACGAGAACAUAAAGCGGAAGAUCCACUACACGUACCGACUUCAAUACCUCAAGGAUGUUGUUCUUGCGCGCAUCCUCGACGACCCUACGUUCAGCGUUCUGAACUCGCUUAUAUUUUUCCACCAAGUCGAUAUUGUCCAGCAUCUCCAAGCGAACGGUCCAUUCUUGAAGGAGCUUUUCAGCAUCUUCUCUCCGAAGGAGCAAAACUUGGCACGAAAGAAGGACGCAGUGCUGUUCAUUCAGCAAUGCUGCGCUAUAGCGAAGAGCUUGCAAGCGAAUGUGAGAGCGCAGCUAUAUCAAAACUUCAUUAGCAGCGGCCUGCUAGAAGUAAUCCAAUUUGCGCUCAAGCACCAGGACGCUUCGGUUCGUGUUGCGGGAACCGAUAUACUCGUGUCGCUGAUCGACCAUGACGCGCUGAUGGUGCGGAGCUAUAUCUUCAAGGCUAUCCAGGAGAAAUCCAAGUCGCUCACCGAUACCUUGAUCGAGCUGCUCCUUAUUGAGGUGGACCUUGGAGUCAAGGCGCAGAUGGCUGAUGCGAUCAAGAUUCUACUUGAUCCCAACGCCAACUCGGCUUCUAUAGAAGCGCUCGGGCGGACGAAUAGUGACUUCCUUGCCAAAAUGAGGGGACAAUUGCCAUCCAUACCUCAAACAGACUCUUUCAUACAGAACUUCUACGACGAGUCGGCGAGGAAGUUAUUCCAGCCUCUCAAAGACCUAGAGGGCCGGGAAUCAAUGGACGAUCUAUCGAUGCAAGAAGUGUCACUAUACGCUCACCUCGUUGAGGUUCUGUGCUUCUUUAUUCGCCAGCAUUCUUUCCGCAGCAAAUACUUUAUCCUUUCAGAAGGUCUGGCGGUGCGGGUUGCCCAACUCAUGGGUUGCCCAGAGAAGCAUCUGAAGCUCACCGCGCUCAAAUACUUCCGCACCGUACUUGGCUUCCACGACGAGACGCAUAAUCGACAGAUCAUCCAACACGAACUUUUCGAGCCGAUUUUGAAAAUACUCUUCGAUACUAUGCCUCGCGAUAACCUCCUCAACUCGGCAUGUUUGGAGCUGUUCGAAUUCAUCAGGCGCGAGAACAUCAAGAUGAUCGUCCAGCAUCUUGUUGAAACAUACAGAGAAAAGCUACAAGACAUUACCUACGUCGACACGUUCCAGAACUUGAUACUCAAGUAUGACCAAAACCAUGAACCGGUAACUACCCAAGAGAUGGACAAUUCCUUCACAAGUGUGGAUAGCGAUACGCCUGCGCGACAUGCUACUGCCAUCAACGGUGGAAAGUGGGGACAAGGUCUGAAGGAGGUGGACCCAGACGAAGAGGCUUACUUCAAUACGUCAGAUGACGAGGACGACCAUCUGUCUGGAGCUGGAAAACUUGCCAUGAACGGCGCAUCGCCGGUGCGACCUCUCGUCAACUACCCAGAUGACGAUGCCGAUGAUGCCGACAUGGACGAUCUCGCAAGCGACGUGGCCGCCUCUGCUCACAAGAUUCCAAUAACUCAAACGCCAGAAGAAGGUACAUCACCAAGUUCGACAUCCGCGGGAUCGCCACCAGAGCGGAUAUCGGAGAAGCGCCGACGAGAGGAGGACGAAGAAGACGAGCUUCUCGCAAGCAUCUCCACCUCUGCUGGACCCAAGCGACGCGCUUCGACGUCUAGUAACGCUAGUUCUGGGAGUUUGCGGAGUUUGCGUAGGAAGUCGCCUAAUGUGAACUCCGGCAAGGACAGUGGUGGUACGCCAAAGAAGAUUUCAUUGUCAAUACCACUUAAGAGUAGUGGUGAGGGUGGCGAAAGCGAAUAG